UUCUCAGCUGCUUGCUGUCCGUCCCUGUCCCUCAGAGCCCAGGAGCCCUGCGCCACUCCCCUCCCCUGCUCCCGGAUCUGAGGAGCACGGGGGAUGCUGGGCAUGGGGCCCGGGGCCCGAUACUGGCUGCUCCUGGCCUGUUACCUGGCCUAUUUACUGCUAGGGUCUGCUGUGUUCAUGGUCAUCGAGGGUCCCCCUGAGCACAGGCUCCGGGAACAGCUGCUGGGGCACCUGGCUGCCUUCCAGGCAGACCACCGGGAUUGCCUGUCCCCUGACAAGCUGGAGGCACUACUGGAGGUGGUCCUGCGAGCCCAGACCUAUGGCGUCUCUGCCUUGGGCAAUGCCACCGAGCCUGAGAACUGGGACUUUGCCUCUGCUCUGUUCUUUGCUGUCAGCAUCCUCACUACCACAGGUUACGGCCACACGGCCCUGCUCUCAGAUGGCGGGAAGGCCUUCUGUGUGGGCUUCGCAGGCCUGGGCCUGCCCGCGGGUCUUGUGCUGGCCACUGUCCUGCACCAGCACCUGCUGCGCCCACUGCACAGUCUGGCGAUCUGGGCGGCUGCCCGCUGUGGCCUGGCCCCUGCCAGGGUCCCCUGGCUCCAAGCCUCCCUGCUGAGCCUGACGGUCGGCGCCAUCUUUGUUCUGCUGCCCACCCUGGUGCUCUGGAGCCAGGAGGACGGCUGGAGUCUGCUGAACGCCUGCUACUUCUGUUUUAUGUCGCUCAGCACGAUUGGGCUGGGGGACAUGGUGCCUGGCCAGGACCGCCACCCUGCCCUCUAUUGGCUCUCCCAGCUGGCCCUCAUCUGUUACCUGCUUCUGGGGCUGCUCACCCUGCUAUUGACUCUGGAGACAGUCUCAGAGCUAAAGGAGGUCCAAGCAGUCGUGGCCUUCUUCAGCUACAGCAUCUCCAAGAGCCCAGAGGACCAAACGGGCAUUGUGACUCAGGAUGCUCUGACCCUUAGCAACUGCCCGCCUCCUACCACCUUCCCUGGGACAGAUCAGCACCCCUUGAGCUGCCCCACAGAACUUGGAGUGUCCCCCUCCUCCACAGUGUGAAGUGGGGUCGACAUGGCCAGAGUGGAAAACGGCUAGAACUAUGGGGCUUGAGGGAGCUGAUGGGAUGCUGCGAGCUUUAGGGGAUGUGUGUGUGUGUGUGUGUGUGUG
Messenger RNA from Phascolarctos cinereus (koala), 1164 nucleotides. RefSeq names its product potassium two pore domain channel subfamily K member 7 (gene KCNK7). Gene Ontology annotation, biological process: potassium ion transmembrane transport; stabilization of membrane potential. Gene Ontology annotation, molecular function: potassium ion leak channel activity; outward rectifier potassium channel activity. NCBI's taxonomy places the organism in Eukaryota, Metazoa, Chordata, Mammalia, Diprotodontia, Phascolarctidae. Gene Ontology annotation, cellular component: plasma membrane. The record is from RefSeq and is a predicted model, not a curated record.